This is a messenger RNA of Epinephelus lanceolatus (giant grouper), 6685 nucleotides long. It is a transcript of the gene fer1l4, whose product is annotated as fer-1 like family member 4. Lineage: Eukaryota; Metazoa; Chordata; Actinopteri; Perciformes; Serranidae. The record is from RefSeq and is a predicted model, not a curated record. Gene Ontology annotation, cellular component: membrane. Gene Ontology annotation, biological process: plasma membrane organization.
AGUGAAGACAGAAGAGAGCAGAUGAGACGACUUCAGAGAGACAGGAUGUAGAAGAGCAGACAGGUGAACAGGUAUCAGGAUCAUCAUGUCCAUCACUGUGACUCUGAAGAAGAUCAUCAACCUGCCGGGACGAUCUGACAGAAAGGUCGAACUCUGCUUCAGAGGUUUCACCCACAAAACCAGAAUCCUGCAGUGUGAGAACUUGGCCAUCUUCAACGAGCAUUUCCGUUGGCCUUACUACGGCAAAGUAACCAGAGAGGAGGUUUUGACCGUCAGUGUGUACAACUGCAGUAAAGUCUUCUCCAACAGACUGCUCGGUAAGCUGGUUGUCAGUCUCCAGCAUGUUGUUACCGCGGGAAGGCUGUUGCUACGGGAACCGCUCACUGAUGCCAACUACAGCCUGACUGAUAUCUACAUCGAGUUGGACGUUCGAUAUCACCCAGUUGAGGGAACAGCAGGAGGUUGGGAUGGAGUCGACUUCCUCAGAGUUGAAGACCAGGAUGAUUCAGGGCUCGUCAUCAGGAAUGAAGGAUUCAAUGACCCUGAGAGUCAGCCAACCAUCACUCGCCCAGGUCCGCUGGAGAAAGAGGCUCGGCGUCUGGGAAGGAGCCUGGUCCGGACUGGGGAUGAAGAUGACGAUGACGAUGAUGAUGAUUUUGAUGAUGACCUGAUGGACUUGGAGGCCUCUGACAUCAUCUUCACUCCUCUGCUGAGUCGUUCCAGGCCGAUGUCCAGGAAUGUUGCUGCGGCGACACCCAAAGUCCAGAGCUUCCAGGUGAAUGUGAACAUCCUGGAGGCUCAGAAGCUGGUUGGAGUGAACAUCAACCCCGCAGUUUUCAUCAGAGUCGGAGGUCAGAAAAAACACACCAAUACACAGAAAUCGACCAACUGCCCGUUCUACAAUGAGAACUUCCAGUUUGAGUUUCAAGAGCCUCCACAGAUCCUCUUUGAUAAAGUCAUAGAGAUAAAGGUGUUCCACAGGCGGACUCUGGCCUUCCUGAUGACCCACAUCGGAACCUUUAAGAUUGACAUCUCCACCGUGUUCAACCAGCCAGACCACCGCUUCUACCAGAAGUGGGCUCCUCUCACCGACCCGGCAGACACCAGGUCUGGGAUCAAGGGUUACGUCAAGGCCAGCCUCAGUGUGCUGAUGAGGGGAGAUGCCCUGAGCAUGUCCAGUCUGCCACCACCCUCCACGAGCGGAGCCAGUGAGGACAUAGAAAAGAACCUGCUGCUUCCUCGUGGUAUGCCAGUCGAGCGUCCAUGGGCUCGGUUUCGUGUCCGUGUCUACAGGGCCGAGGGUCUGCCCACCAUGGAGGAGGGGCUGAUGGCCAAGAUGUCAAAGGUUACUGACCGGACGGUCUUUAUUGACCCCUAUGUGCAGGUGACCUUCGCUGGACAACAGGGGGAGACAUCGGUCGCCAGCGCCACCAGCUCUCCAGUUUGGAACGAGGAGAUUUCCUUCAUUGAGCAGUUUCCUCCUCUGGCUCAGCGAAUCAGAAUCCAGGUCCUUGAUGAUGCAAAGAUGGGAGACAUCGCCCUAGCAACACACUACCUGGACCUGCAGCAGAUUUCUGACCCCACCAGGAACGGGUUCAACCCCACCUUCGGUCCAUGUUGGGUGAACCUGUACGGUUCUCCUCAGAACUCCACCCUCGGAGACGUCCACCAGGCUUUGAACCAGGGUCUGGGUCAUGGAAUCUUCUAUCGUGGUCGAAUCCUCCUCGCUCUCACUGUGGAGGUUUACUCCUCCCCUGCUGCCGUCACUCAAGAUGCGGCCUCUGCAGCUUUGGGAAAGAUGAAGGGAGCGCUGGGGAAACUGGGACUGAGGAAGAAGAGGAGCAGCAAGAAGGAGAAGAAUAGGGAAGCAUCCGUGGCUGCCAGCGGAACCGGCGACGAUUCAGGAGAGGCGGGAGUUGAGGUACCAGAGUCAGUUACCGUGGAGGUCGAGGAGAUCCACCCACUCCCUGAGGGUUUCCUGGGACAAAGGGAGGAGUUUCUGUUGUUCGCAUCACUGUUUGAGAUCACUAUGAUGGACCCGUCUGUAGGAACCAGACCGAUGUCCUUUGAACUCUCCAUAGGGAAUUAUGGAAAGGCCGUAGGGGUCGGGAGAUCCAAGAAAGGCCAGAGCAAAGACGAGCUGAGGAGGAGCAGGGACGAACUGCGGAGGAGCAGGGAGAAUCUAAAUGAAGAGGCUCAGAGUCUGCUGGAGUCAGAGGAAGAGCUGGACAGAGAGGAGGUGCUGAGUCCCGAACCUGAGAUCAGAUCUGUGUCUGCUGUCAUGAGACCCCAACCCACCGAGUACGACAGGUCGUUCCACUGUAUUCCUCUCCAACCUCCCUCUGAGAAACAGAAGCCUUGUCUGUUUAUCUGGAGUCAGUUUGAAGAUCACAGCUUUCGUCUCUAUCAGGCAAACUGGCUCAACAAGACAGCCGACAGGCUGGAGAUUGGCCUUGAUGAGGUGGACCGUCUGUUGAGGAGGCCGAAGAGUAACGCAAAGGAGCGUUUGGUGGAGGUGCUGCUGGAGCUGGUGGCCUCCUGCAAGCAAUUUAGUGUUAUCGCAGACAGGAGGUCUCAGUCUCGUCCCAAUAACCUGGACAGAUGCAGGAAGGAGUUUAUCAAGAAGAGUUUGGUUUUUGUGGCCAGACAGGCGGUGAGAGCUAGGCGAAGGGUCACCAGGCGGACGGUCAAACAGCGGUUGAUGGACAGCAGGAAACUCCUGCGGAAACUCCGCCUACUUGCUAUAGAGCCCCAGACUACUAUUCCUGAUGUGUUUCUAUGGUUACUGAGUGGAAGCAAGCGAUUGGCUUAUGUCAGGAUUCCUGCCUACUCCAUCCUCUUCUCAUUGGUGGAGGAGCAGAGAGGGCGAGACUGUGGCAGAGUGACCACCCUAUACAUGAAGUCUCCAGGAGGUUCAGCAAGUGAGAUCUUUGCGAAGCUGGAGGUCUACCUGUGGCUUGGUCUGGCUAAGUAUAAUAAAGAAGCCACCGGCUGCUUGCCGGACGAGUUUUUACCAGUCUAUGAGGAGGAGGAGGAGGAGGAGCAGCAGAGGAGGCUGGUACCUGGGGGGAAGAGGAAGCUUCCUGUCAGUCUGUCCUGCCAAGACAGCAGGUACUUCCAGCUACGAUGUCACCUGUACCAGGGGCGUGGCCUGAUGGCUGCUGAUGAUAACGGCUUAUCAGAUCCUUUCCUCAAGGUCGUCUUCUCUACACAGUGCCAGGUCACCAGGGUGUUAUAUGAAACUCUCUCUCCGGCCUGGAGCGAGUGUUUGUUGUUUGACAGAGUCCUGAUGGAGGGAACUAGGGAGGAGCUCCAACAAGACCCGCCCCUCAUCACCAUCACCGUCUACGACUACAACUCCAUGGGCGCUGUGAGGCCUCUGGGUCGGGCAUUUGCAGAGCCGGAGAUUAAAUUUGUGGAGCGGUACUACCAGAAGCCCCGCCUCCAUUUCUUUGACAUCAGCAUGGGCAGACACCCUGCUGGCGAGCUGUUGGCUGCCUUUGAGCUCAUCGAGCUGGACUACUCUGGGUUUGGAGAGCCCUGCAUCCCCAGCAGUGUGGACCCUCAGGAGCUGACCUACGUGGAGGAGGAGAGCUGCUACAUCAUCCCAGAAGGAGUCCGACCUGUUCUGAAGACCUUCAGGAUCGAGGUGCUGUUCUGGGGUCUGCGGGAGCUGAAGCGGGUGCACCUGUUUGAGGUGGAGCGUCCCCUGGUGAGGGUGGAGUGUGCAGGAAAACAACUGGAUUCUGAAGAGAUGGAGAGCUACAGCUCUCACGGCAACUUCAAAGAGCUGGUCGGCUACAUGGACGUGGAGCUGCCAGAGCAGGCCUACCUCCACCCUCCUCUGACAUUGUUUGUGGUGGAGCAUCGGGCGUUCGGUCGGCUUGCUCUGGUCGGGACUCAUGUGGUCCAGAGUCUCAUGGACUACGGCCCGCGAAAACCUGGGGAGGAUGAAGAUGAGGAAGAUGAUGAGCCAAAACCAAAAGUGAAGCAGACUCCGAAGACUGUUGAUGCUCUGAUGUCAGUGAAGCGUUUGGGACUCAGCGGCCUGUCAGUUACACAGACAAAGAUUCCCAUCAACCCCAUCAAACUGGUUGAUGCUCCUCUGAAGAAGCUGAUGAAGAUGGGUGAGGAACUAGAAGAGGAGCCGCCUGAGAAGGAGGAGUUGGAUUGGUGGUCCAAAUACUACGCUUCACUGGAGGAGAUGGAGAGAAAGGCUGCUGAGGAGGAGGAGGAGGAGCUGGAGGAACAAGCAGAGACAGAUGCAGCGAAUCUGACUAUGGCGAAUAUCGAAGAGGAGGAGGAGGAGAUUGUGGUCGUGGAGACUGAGCCUCCCAAACGCAAGAGCAUUGCCACACUACAGCUGUACGGAGGUGAUCUGGAGUCAGAGUUCAGUCAGUUUCAGGACUGGCUGCACAUAUUCCCGCUGUAUAAAGGCAGAGCAAGCAUUGAAGAUGAUGAGGAGGAUGAAGAGGAGAGGCUGAUGGGAAAAUAUAAGGGCUCCUUCCUGAUUUAUCCGAUCGAUGCAAGAGAUGAAGAAGACACCACAUGUCAGAUCACCAAUGGACUCCCCAAAAACUCAGCGAUCAAAGUCUUGAUCCGAGUCUACGUCAUCAAGGCCACCAAUCUGGCUCCCACAGACCCGAAUGGUAAAGCUGACCCGUAUCUGGUGGUUCAAGCUGGAGAGCAAAGUUUGGACACCCAAGAUCGAUAUAUCCCCAAACAGCUCAACCCCACGUUUGGAGAGAUGUUUGAAUUCACAGUGUCCUUUCCACUGGAGACGGAGUUGGUUGUCAGAGUGAUGGACCAUGAUAUAAUAGGGUCUGAUGACGUCAUCGGUGAGACCCGACUUGAUCUGGAGAACCGGUUCUACAGCCGCCACAGAGCCUCCUGCGGUCUGGCUCUUUACUAUGACACUGAAGGUUACAAUGUGUGGCGUGAUGCGAAGAAACCAUCAACCAUUUUGGCAGAGCUCUGCAGGAAGAACGGCAUCUCGUUACCGGAGUAUAGAACAUCUGAGGUCAAAGUCCUCAACAAAAUCUUCAAGAUCCCACCUGAUGCAAUACCUGAAGAUCUGCUGAAGAAGAACCAGCGGACUCCACAGGAGGAGGCAGAGAUGGAGGAACACGCAGCCCUGAGCGUGCUGCGGCGCUGGGGGGAGAUGAACGAGUUCCUCCCUGGAGCCCUUCCUCUGGUCCCAGAGCAUGUGGAGAUCCGGUCCCUGCUGAACCAGGACAAACCUGGACUGCCACAGGGUUACGUUCAUAUGUGGGUUGACAUGUUUCCAAAUGAUGUGCCGGCUCCACCCCCUGUUGACAUCAAGCCACGCCUACCUGAACAGUAUGAGCUACGUGUUAUCAUCUGGAACACUGACGACGUGUUUCUGGAUGAUGUCAACCCGUUCACCGGUGUCCCAUCGUCCGACAUCUACGUCAAAGGAUGGAUAAAAGGACUAGAAGGAGAAAAACAGGAGACUGACGUCCACUUCAACUCUCUGACUGGAGAAGGAAACUUCAACUGGAGAUUUGUGUUCCGCUUCGACUACCUGCCUACUGAGAAAGAGGUGGUGUUUAAGAAGAAGGAGUCCAUUUUCUCUCUGGAGGAGUCAGAGUUUAGACAGCCAGCUGUUCUGACGCUGCAGGUCUGGGACUACGACCGCAUCCUUGCCAACGACUUCCUGGGCUCCAUAGAGUUACGCCUCAAUGACAUGGUGCGAGCUGCAAAGUCCUCCACGAAGUGUACGAUUCAGAUGGCGAAGGAUCGAGCCAACCCUCGAUUCUCCAUCUUCCGUGCCAAGAAGAUGAAGGGCUGGUGGCCGCUGACUCGUCUGAAGACGGCCGAGGACUUCGAGAAGGAGGAGAAGGAGAAGGAGGAGGCCAAGAAGAAGGGAAAGAAGAAGAAAAAGAAGGACAAGAGGAGCAAGAUGAGAGAAGAGGACAUCCAGUACACCGACAGCCUUGGCAACACUUACCUACUAAUGGGAAAGGUGGAGGCGGAGCUACAGCUGGUGACGUUAGAACACGCAGAGGCCAACCCAGUGGGGCGGGGACGCAAGGAGCCGGAGCCUCUGGACAAACCAAAUCGUCCCUCUACCAGCUUCAACUGGUUCGUCAACCCGAUGAAGACCUUCAUUUUCCUCAUCUGGAAGAAGUUCAAGAAGUUCAUCAUCGCUCUGGCCAUCCUCGCCAUCCUCACGCUCUUCCUCGCCCUCAUCAUCUACACACUGCCGCAGCAGAUCUCCACCCUCAUCGUCAAAGGAUGAAGAAACCUGCAGGGAGUCUUCCUCACCUCCUCCUGGAUGUCACAGACUGUAUCAGGUUUCUGAUCCUGAACUCAUGUCAUAUUUAGUCUGAUCAGUAAAACUUGUGAUUUAAUAAGUGUACACUGACUGCACUACAUUACCCAGCAUCCUCAUGUAUAUAAACACAACUUGGAUCAUGGGAGCAAAAAUCAGAGGUUUGGUUUUACUGUUGGAUUCACCAGAGGAAAUUACUGGAUGAUUACUGCAGAUUUAAGUCACAUAUUUAUAUUCUGUAAAUUAAACACGUCGAGCAGCGCUGGAAGGAUUUGUGGAUAAACACAAAUCUGACGGAUGAAUCAGCACCAAAACAUAAACAUAACUCUAUUGUAUGAAAGUGUAAUUUUGUUGAUUAAAUAUAAAUGUGGUUGCAAAUUUUAUAUUUGG